AUGGUCAACUGGCUAAAUCUCGCCGUGCCAUUCGCCUACCUCGGCGUCUUAAUUGGCUCUUUGGCGACCUUCUCCUCGUUAUACCGCAAGCGCAAAGCCCAGAAGGCUUUCUCCCUAGAACCAUGGUUCCCGCCCCACCUUCAACGAGACAUCUAUUUCUCCCUGCUUCAUCUUGAUCCGCCCGCCACGGGUUCCAAGGAGAAGAAAGCUCCCGCAGUGCCGGAGACGGUCCUCAAGGCCGCUCUCCUGAGACGUGCAACCGAGGAUAUCAAGCGAGUGCUGGCCCUGCGGAGUCAGAAACAGGCAUUGGCCAUGCUGCUUCAACGCGGCAGUGUUGGCGAUGAUCUGUGGCAGCGAUUCCAACGGGCUGAGAAGGAAAUGGAGGACGAGGUUCGCGACGUGGUUUCUGAGGCCAACGCUUACCAGCCUGGUUGGGGCCAAGUGAUCUUCCAAUCCGCCAACGAGAUGAUGAACAACGCCAUUUACCGCCAGCGAGUUGAGGCCCAACAAUCCAAGAUGGAGGAGGAACGCCAGUGGUGGGACCGGAAGAAGGCCACCAUUCAGGAAGGAUUCAUGAAGGAAUUGGAUGCCGAAGGCGCCUCGCGACCCUCUGAACCGGCGCCGGUAACUCCGACUACCACGAGCAGCUCGACCCCUGCGACGAAGACGCCCGAGUCCUCUGCGGCGCCGUCGUCCGUGACCGGCAGUGAUGAUGAUGCGGUGUUGGUUGAAGCAGAUGAGCAAAACGGGACCCCGGGGACUCCUGGGACUCCUGGGACUCCUGGCAAAAAGAAGAAGAAGGGCAAGAAAUAA
Aspergillus melleus is the source of this 813-nucleotide messenger RNA. It is a transcript of the gene sec66, whose product is annotated as Sec63 complex subunit SEC66. The transcript has 3 exons. Bases 1 to 813 code for a protein of 270 amino acids. Gene Ontology annotation, cellular component: Sec62/Sec63 complex. NCBI's taxonomy places the organism in Eukaryota, Fungi, Ascomycota, Eurotiomycetes, Eurotiales, Aspergillaceae. The record is from RefSeq and is a predicted model, not a curated record. Gene Ontology annotation, biological process: post-translational protein targeting to membrane, translocation.